AUUUUCAAUCAAGCUCACCCAGCACACUGAGGAAUAUAUUCCCACUGAAAGCAAAGUGAAGAUCAGAAAUUAUUUUCUAGCUCCUGGAGCUGGAGCAGAGCUGACUCCGUGCUGAGAGGAGCCGGAUCCGUGAGAAAUGUAGCUUGGCUCAGGGCUACAUCAGGGAGCUGCUAUUUCAGCUGUUAAAGAUGGCAAAACAACACCUACCUCAGGUUUUUCAAUGAUUAGUGCUGUUUUAAUAACCGGGAGGGAAGAGGAUGUGAGAAAUUUUGUGAAAUUAACUUGUGGCAAUGUUAUCAUUUGAGAAAGUGGGGAAAAUUACUAGACUUGAACUUUUCUUCGUUUUGAUGCUCUUUUUCUCUGGACCAACUCUGAGCAAGCUGACUCGGACCCCCUGGAAAGGAAAACCUUGGAAAGGGGGAUCUCGUCUUCGCCAGGAAGACUUCCCCCCACGGAUUGUGGAGCACCCUUCAGAUGUCAUUGUCUCUAAGGGAGAGCCCACCACUUUGAACUGUAAGGCAGAGGGCCGGCCAACGCCCACCAUUGAGUGGUACAAGGAUGGUGAGCGGGUGGAGACUGACAAGGAUGAUCCCCGGUCUCACAGGAUGCUUCUGCCCAGCGGAUCCUUAUUUUUCUUGCGCAUUGUACAUGGGCGCAGAAGCAAACCUGAUGAAGGAAGCUACGUCUGUGUUGCAAGGAACUAUCUCGGUGAAGCAGUGAGUCGAAAUGCAUCUCUGGAAGUGGCAUUGUUACGAGAUGACUUCCGGCAAAAUCCCACAGAUGUUGUAGUGGCUGCUGGAGAGCCUGCGAUCUUGGAGUGCCAGCCUCCCAGGGGACACCCAGAACCCACCAUCUACUGGAAGAAAGACAAAGUUCGAAUUGAUGACAAGGAAGAAAGAAUAAGUAUCCGUGGUGGAAAACUGAUGAUCUCCAAUACCAGGAAAAGUGAUGCAGGGAUGUAUACCUGUGUUGGCACCAAUAUGGUGGGAGAAAGAGACAGUGAUCCAGCAGAGCUGACUGUCUUUGAACGACCCACAUUUCUCAGGAGGCCAAUUAACCAGGUGGUGCUGGAGGAAGAAGCUGUAGAAUUUCGUUGUCAGGUCCAGGGAGAUCCUCAACCAACUGUGCGGUGGAAAAAGGAUGAUGCAGACUUGCCAAGAGGAAGGUAUGACAUCAAAGACGAUUACACACUGAGAAUUAAAAAGGCCAUGAGUACAGAUGAAGGCACCUACAUGUGUAUUGCCGAGAACCGGGUUGGAAAAGUAGAAGCCUCUGCUUCUCUCACAGUCCGAGCUCGCCCUGUUGCUCCUCCACAGUUUGUGGUUAGGCCAAGAGAUCAGAUUGUUGCUCAAGGUCGAACAGUGACAUUUCCCUGUGAAACUAAAGGAAACCCACAGCCAGCUGUUUUUUGGCAAAAAGAAGGCAGCCAGAACUUGCUUUUUCCAAAUCAACCCCAGCAACCCAACAGUAGAUGCUCUGUUUCGCCAACCGGAGACCUCACAAUUACCAACAUUCAGCGCUCGGAUGCGGGUUACUAUAUCUGCCAGGCCCUAACUGUGGCGGGAAGCAUUUUAGCAAAAGCUCAACUGGAAGUUACUGAUGUUUUGACAGAUAGACCUCCACCCAUAAUUCUACAAGGCCCGGCCAACCAAACACUAGCAAUAGAUGGUACAGCAUUACUGAAAUGUAAAGCUACUGGUGAUCCUCUUCCUGUAAUUAGCUGGUUAAAGGAGGGAUUUACUUUCCUGGGUAGAGAUCCAAGAGCAACUAUACAAGAACAAGGAACACUGCAGAUUAAGAAUUUACGGAUUUCUGAUACUGGUACUUAUACUUGUGUGGCUACAAGUUCAAGUGGGGAGACUUCGUGGAGUGCUGUGCUGGAUGUGACAGAAUCUGGAGCAACAAUCAGUAAAAACUAUGACUUAAGUGACCUGCCAGGGCCACCAUCCAAACCACAGGUCACUGAUGUUACUAAGAACAGUGUCACCUUGUCCUGGCAACCAGGUACCCCUGGAGUCCUUCCAGCAAGUGCAUAUAUCAUUGAGGCUUUCAGCCAAUCAGUGAGUAAUAGCUGGCAGACGGUGGCAAACCACGUAAAGACCACAGUCUACACAGUGAGAGGACUGAGGCCCAAUACGAUCUACUUAUUCAUGGUCAGAGCCAUCAACCCGCAAGGUCUCAGUGACCCAAGCCCCAUGUCAGAUCCUGUGCGCACACAAGAUAUCAGCCCACCAGCACAAGGAGUGGACCAUAGACAAGUACAGAAAGAACUAGGAGAUGUCAUUGUCCGUCUUCAUACUCCAGUUGUGUUGACCCCCACCACUGUUCAAGUCACGUGGACGGUUGAUCGCCAACCCCAGUUUAUUCAAGGCUACCGAGUGAUGUAUCGUCAGACUUCAAGCCUGCAGGCUACAUCAACAUGGCAGAAUUUAGAUGCCAAAGUCCCAACUGAACGAAGUGCUGUCUUAGUCAACCUGAAAAAGGGGGUGACUUAUGAAAUUAAAGUUCGACCAUAUUUUAAUGAGUUCCAAGGAAUGGACAGUGAAUCUAAAAUAGUUCGUACUACUGAAGAAGCCCCAAGUGCCCCUCCACAAUCUGUCACUGUGUUAACAGUUGGAAGCCACAAUAGCACAAGUAUUAGUGUUUCCUGGGAUCCUCCUCCUCCGGAUCAUCAGAAUGGAAUCAUCCAAGAAUACAAGAUCUGGUGCCUGGGGAAUGAAACACGAUUCCAUAUCAACAAAACUGUGGAUGCAGCCAUUCGAUCUGUGAUAAUUGGUGGAUUGUUCCCAGGUAUUCAAUACCGGGUGGAGGUUGCAGCUAGCACGAGUGCAGGGGUUGGAGUAAAAAGUGAGCCGCAACCAAUAAUCAUUGGGGGACGUAAUGAAGUUGUCAUUACUGAAAACAAUAACAGUAUAACUGAGCAAAUCACUGAUGUUGUGAAGCAACCAGCCUUUAUAGCUGGUAUUGGUGGUGCCUGCUGGGUAAUUUUGAUGGGUUUUAGCAUCUGGUUGUAUUGGCGAAGAAAGAAGAGAAAGGGACUCAGUAACUAUGCUGUUACAUUUCAAAGAGGAGAUGGAGGACUAAUGAGCAAUGGGAGCCGUCCUGGUCUUCUAAAUGCUGGGGAUCCCAGUUAUCCAUGGCUUGCUGAUUCAUGGCCAGCCACGAGCUUACCAGUAAACAACAGCAACAGUGGCCCAAAUGAGAUUGCGAAUUUUGGACGUGGAGAUGUGCUGCCACCAGUUCCAGGCCAAGGGGAUAAAACAGCAACAAUGCUCUCAGAUGGAGCUAUUUAUAGCAGCAUUGACUUCACGACCAAAACCACUUACAACAGUUCCAGCCAAAUAACACAGGCCACCCCAUAUGCCACCACACAGAUCUUGCAUUCCAAUAGCAUUCACGAAUUGGCUGUCGAUCUGCCUGAUCCACAGUGGAAAAGCUCCAUUCAGCAAAAAACAGACCUGAUGGGAUUUGGAUAUUCUCUACCUGAUCAGAACAAAGGUAACAAUGGUGGGAAAGGUGGAAAAAAGAAGAAAAAUAAAAACUCUUCUAAACCACAGAAAAACAAUGGAUCGACCUGGGCCAAUGUUCCUCUACCUCCUCCCCCAGUCCAGCCCCUUCCUGGUACAGAGCUGGAACACUAUUCAGUGGAACAGCAAGAAAAUGGGUAUGACAGUGAUAGCUGGUGCCCACCAUUACCGGUCCAAACAUACUUACACCAGGGUAUGGAAGAUGAACUGGAAGAAGAUGAUGAUCGUGUCCCAACACCUCCUGUCCGAGGCGUGGCUUCUUCUCCUGCUAUUUCCUUUGGACAGCAGUCUACUGCAACUCUUACACCAUCCCCACGGGAAGAGAUGCAGCCCAUGCUGCAAGCUCACCUGGAUGAGUUGACAAGAGCCUAUCAGUUUGAUAUAGCCAAGCAAACAUGGCACAUUCAAAGCAAUAAUCAACCUCCACAGCCCCCGGUUCCACCAUUAGGUUACAUGUCCGGAGCCUUGAUUUCCGAUUUGGAAACAGAUGUUCCAGAUGAUGAUGCUGAUGAUGAGGAGGAAGCUUUAGAAAUCCCCCGGCCCCUGAGAGCACUAGAGCAGACACCUGGAUCCAGUAUGGACAAUCUAGACAGCUCUGUGACAGGCAAAGCUUUUACCUCCUCUCAAAGACCUCGGCCAACCAGCCCAUUUUCUGCUGACAGUAAUACCAGUGCAGCCCUGAGUCAAAGUCAGAGGCCUCGGCCCACUAAAAAACACAAGGGAGGGCGAAUGGACCAACAACCAGCAUUGCCUCAUCGAAGGGAAGGAAUGACAGAUGAGGAGACAUUGGUGCCCUACAGCAAGCCCAGUUUCCCAUCUCCAGGAGGUCACAGCUCAUCAGGAACAGCUUCUUCUAAAGGAUCCACUGGACCAAGGAAAGCCGAGGCGUUGAGGGGAAGUCACCAGCGCAAUGCCAGCGACCUUCUUGACAUAGGAUAUAUGGGCUCAAAUAGUCAAGGACAGUUUACAGGUGAAUUAUAGUAACUGAGAGGAGACAUGCAAAGCUGCUCUGAAGGACCACCAGGUCUGAACUCAUGGAAGUGAUGACACUAAACAGUGCAAUGAACAAUUUCUUUAUUUAUGUACAAUUAAAAGAACUGUAAAUGCAAUGUAAAGACACACAGCCACACAUAUCCCACAGAUAUUUUACUUGUGUUCUUCUCUUAACUACACCACCCACCUUAACUCUUUCUUGUCAGGAGUAUAUAAAAAAGAAAGAAAAGCAAACUCGCCCUCCAGGAAGAAAAGGAUUUUCCUCUGUAUAUAAUUUCUUUUGUGCAUUGCUAUGCAAGCUCACUCUUUUUAGAUCUGUUCAUACUAUUGUCUGUUUUUAUUGGUCUGUUGUACUAUAUGUGAAUUAAUAGGCUGUGGUGCCAUAUAUUAACUUUUAAUUGUGUAACUUUUAUGUUUAAAUUUUGCACUGCAAUUUUUUUUGGUGAUAAGCACAAAUCUCUACUCCUCGUGACAUGAAGAACAAGACUGAAUGUGAAGGGAGUUUCUGUACUGUAAGCUAGGCUGGAUAUGCUGGUUGGAACCAAUCACGUUAGAUGGUUUGCAGCUGGGGUGUAGGAAUAGGAAGAUGCAAAGGAACAGUGGUCUUGGCAAAGUCUUCUUUGAAUAUCAGGGACUGAGUCAAUAAAAAGAAAAGCAGAAAGGUGGCUUUUACUAUUGACAAAAAGAAGGGGUCAAAGAAAGAAAUUUAAGUCUUAAGGCUAAAUAGACAUUACAAUAUGCAGGUAGCAAAGAUGUACUAAGCUUGCUAAAAAAAAAGAAAAAGAAAAGAAAUCAAGGUUAUAUGUAGAAUCAACUUAACCUGUCAUUGUAAUUGACCCAUCUGAGAAUUAUAACAAGCAAAAGGAAAUUAAGGUGUUUCACAAGAGCUGUGUUUAUAUUACAGUUUUUAUAAAAGCAUUUUCUGAAUUACCAUAAUUAAUCUCUCCAACUCAUUAAGUCAGAAUAUAAUGUGAAGUUCCCCAAGGAAACAAACAAAAUGAACUCUAGAAUAUCUAGCAAAUAGUUAAAGAGGCAAUUUAUUAUUAGGACAUACUCGGGCUGCUUCCAAAUGCAAAAACUCUAUUGCAAUAUCUCGUUUGAUCUUUCUAAUACAUGUACAGUACACACUAGAGGAUAGAGCUGCAUCACUUAAAUUUAUGACUUUGAAAAAAUAAUGCAGUCUAUAGACAACUUUGUGUUUUAUUUGGUUAAAAAGUGAAGUUUAUGCCACAAAUGUAUAGCCAAAUUGUAAGUGCUUACAAAGCAGUGCUCAGAGUAUGUUCAGUUCACAGUAAGUAGAUUUAUUGGGAUAAACAUUUUGUGGUACAUUCUCAGAAAUUGGCUACCAACUAAAAUAUGUUUGACCCGUUUUGAAUGAGUAAGUUGAAAAGAGAAAUUUAAAAGGAGAAAAAUGCAUGUUUAUACACUUUUUAAAUAAAACCAAACCUCAUU
Neomonachus schauinslandi (Hawaiian monk seal) is the source of this 5972-nucleotide messenger RNA. It is a transcript of the gene ROBO2, whose product is annotated as roundabout guidance receptor 2. The coding region runs from base 291 to 4508 and encodes 1405 amino acids. The transcript has 27 exons. The record is from RefSeq and is a predicted model, not a curated record. Gene Ontology annotation, molecular function: protein binding. NCBI's taxonomy places the organism in Eukaryota, Metazoa, Chordata, Mammalia, Carnivora, Phocidae.